GCGGUCCUACGAAUCAUACGCGAUUUUCUCCGAUUUUCACGAUUAGUUGUGUUUCGUAAAGGAAAAUGGGGCGAACUUCACGCGUUCACGGGGGUGAAUUUUAAUUUCUCGAAGUGGUUCCAUUUGACAUAAUGACCAAUGUAAAUGUGGCACGAACCUCCUCAACAGUCGCCAAAAUGUGCAGUGCUGCAGCAGUCGUCCAAGCAAAGAGGGCCCGCCGAAGGAUCGUCGCGUCUACCGUUCGCAAGACGUUGCGCACCCCAAUCACCUUCACGUCGUCCAUUCCUGCACUUUCCACCACCCCCUAAGCACCCACCCCCGCAUUCGGUUAAUCCUAGAAUGUCCGAGGAUCACUUGCUGAGCGUUCCGGGACCCUCAUCAGCACGUCAACCUCACGAGCCCUCUUGGGAGGUUCCUAAUGACUACUCGUACGCUUACUACGAACCGGGACCGGCUAAGAAACACACAAAUAUUCCUAAUAAGUAUCCCGGUGGUGCACCUCGGGAUGGAGCUUACAGAGAGGGUUCUUAUAGAGCCAAACACACCUACUUAACAAGGUACGGCACCGAGGAGAAUAUCUACGAGGAAAUUAGCGAGGUAACCAGAGCUAGGAUGCACGCCGCCGCCCAGCAUCAACAGUCGAUUAUAUCCCUCAACCAAAGCCUCGUCGAGGAGGAAGUGCGUAGAGUGCAAUCGGGACACAGACGCGUCCUCGGCGAACUGAACCUCUCCGUCGAGGCGAUGCUUAUGCCCAACUCUCGCGAAGGUAGUGACGAUACCGACCGGGAAACGGACGACCAGCUCGCGGACCUACUAAGUGUCGGGCCUACGGACGAACUUCUAUCGCCGAUUCCGCCGGUGGAUUUAGAUAGUGGUUUCAGUGGUAGUUCUAGUGGUGCUAGUUAUCGAAGUGCGGCCGGUAGCCUGCGGAGGGGUCCGCCCGAUCGGAACAAGUGCUGCAAUGCCGCGACGUCGAAAACUUUACCUUCGGAUGGUACGCCGUCGAAAAGCUUCUGGAAUCGAAAGGCGUGGAAGAAGCUGGCGGGGUUUUCCAGCAACGUCAAUGUAAAUAAGCAGCAAGAAACUAAUCGAGUGCAUUUCUGGGGUAAGUGUAAAUUUGAACCGAUUCGUAGAUCUACAGCAAUACAGUAGGUACCAAGCUGCUGAGAAGGCAGAUCCUUUAGCCAAGAUUUCAAGAAAACCUGGGAAUGUAUACAUGAAAAUGAGCUCAUCAGAUUGGAUGAUGAAAUGCACCUGUUUUGUGGUUUUUUGGUAUUUUUUUUGAAUUACCGUGUAUAUAGAAUCGUUGCGGGGUAAAUUACAAUGUAUUUAUCAUUAGAAUAUUCGUUCAAUUUGAAUAUUAAUUUACAUUUAUAUUGGGGUUUUUCAGUUAGGAAGAUUACAUGGAAUUGUUUACUUUAUUUAAAGUGUAACCUAUACCUAACGCUUACAUCAUAAAUAAAGCAGACUAUGUAUUACCUGCGUUUGACAGUAUGUUUUGAUUUAAAGUUAUAAUUCAGGCAACGUACCGAUUUUGAUCUGGCUGCCAAUAUUCAAAUUGGCAUUUUAUCUGAGGCCGAGCUCAACGUUCCC
This is a messenger RNA of Photinus pyralis (common eastern firefly), 1593 nucleotides long. RefSeq lists its product as uncharacterized. The record is from RefSeq and is a predicted model, not a curated record. The coding region runs from base 145 to 1152 and encodes 335 amino acids. NCBI's taxonomy places the organism in Eukaryota, Metazoa, Arthropoda, Insecta, Coleoptera, Lampyridae. The transcript is spliced from 3 exons.